CAAUACCAAAACUAAAGUCAUUAAUGUCGAAAAUUCUUACAUACCUGCGAGAUCACGUCAUGCUGUUUACCAGCUCAAAGGUAUAAAAUAAUCUAAAAUUUGAAAUAAUUGGUUGUUUUUUUCUGGAUGAAAAUAAACUAUGGAUCUUCGAAUUUUCGUAUUGCUCAUCGGCGUAGUGUCUGUGGUCUCAGAAUGUGAUCCACCACCUUGUAGAGGCAGCAACAUCCCUGGAUUCUGUACAAAUGUUUUUGAUGUGGUGACUGCUGGUACUAGUGACUACGAGCAUCUUUUUCCUGUCAGUCAAACAGGUUGCAAUCAAACGGAAAUUAGAAAACAAAACUGCUGCCCGAAGGCGAAUAAAUACGAGUGCACCUCAGCAAGAAGCGAUUGCCUUCCCCUGUUCUGGUACAAAGAUAGCAUCUGUAUGGUCGUUUGCCCAAAGAAUAUCACCUACACUGUCUGCACCUGCGAUUAUUGCAUCCCGGACUGUACACUAAACGAAUGGUGCACCCUGCAGUCCAGCAGAUGCACCCCAUCAUGUGGACGGCUCUGGAACGUCGAGGUGUAUUGCAUCCACCCGCGAAGCGAUCUCCCGUCUUUUAUGACCAGUCUCAACCUUUGUCUCGCUACAGCAUGUCAUUGUAUCCCAAAAACUGAUGCCACAGGAGGUGUGUAAUAAAGCGCCACCUAUCUUCGAUUGACGUCUUGCAGUGUGUGUUCUUUACAUCAGUUGCUCGAGCUCAAUUAUUUCCUGGACAAAUUAAAACAACGUUUGAACAACUGUUAAACUCUACUAGAAAAUUCGAAUUGAAUUAAACGUGUAAAUCAUCGAA
Physella acuta is the source of this 833-nucleotide messenger RNA. RefSeq lists its product as uncharacterized. Lineage: Eukaryota; Metazoa; Mollusca; Gastropoda; Physidae. The record is from RefSeq and is a predicted model, not a curated record.